Molecule: messenger RNA, 993 nt
Organism: Beta vulgaris subsp. vulgaris (sugar beet)
Lineage: Eukaryota; Viridiplantae; Streptophyta; Magnoliopsida; Caryophyllales; Amaranthaceae
Exons: 3
Coding region: 1-993 (330 amino acids)
Source: RefSeq, a predicted model, not a curated record
AUGAAUCCUCUGCAUAAUGUAGACACAUCUGUGUCCAUGACACAGCAGGAAGAAUCUCAAAAUGAAGUAUUGGGGAAGGAGAAAGACGAAAACGUGGGAAUAGCCUUGUACAACAAGAAUGAAUACAACAAAAAUGAGUCAAAACUUUUUUGUACUGUGUGCAAGAAGCGGAUCGAACUCAUGUGGCUGAGAAAUGUUGGAAAUGAACUCAAGAAUGCAGAUCACUCUGAUCUCUUCAUUGAAGAGACUGACACCACUUUCGCAGCUAUACUUGUCUAUGUGGAUGACUUAAUUAUCAUUGACAAUUGUAUCAAGGCAAUAAACAAAGUUAAGAGUUUAUUGUGCUCACAAUUUCAUAUGAAGGACUCGGGAGAUCUCAGUUACUUCCUAGGAAUGGAAUUUUCAAGAGAAUCUCAAGGCAUUUUCAUUUCUCAAAGAAAGUAUGCCUUAGAUCUCCUGAAGGAAUAUGGUGUUGACAAACAAAAAUCUUUAGAACUUCCCAUAGAUGUGCAUAUAAAGCUUGAACAUGACGAAGGGAGUACCAUUGCAACUUCUCAGUCCAUUUAUGCAACAACCUACCUCAGUGCAUAUGCAAGCAGCCAGGAGGGUGCUAAGAUACAUUUAACAAUCCCCAUCUCAAGGUAUUCUUCUUCUAGUCACAACACAUCCAAGCUAACAGCCUACUAUAACUCUGAUUGGGCAUCAUGUCCUUUCUCUAGAAGAUCCAUAACUGGAUAUUAUGUUCUUCUAGGAUCUUCACCCAUAUCUUGGAAAAGAAAGAAGCAGGGAGUGGUAGCCAGGUCCUCAGCUGAAGUUGAGUACAGAGCCAUGACAUUAACCACAUGUGAAGUAACAUGGCUGAUGAGUCUCUUCAAGGAACUUCACCUUAAGAAAAUGCCAGCUGCAGCCUUGAAGUGUGAUAAUCAAGCAGCUCUGUAUAUAUCUACUAACCUAGUAUAUCAUGAAAGGACAAAAUACAUUGAAGUGGAUUGA